AUGCCCGUUCCUCUUCUUUCUCUAGCCGUUCAGGAAGGCAUCUCGAAGAUCCCAUAUGCCUGGACGGUGCUCCGCAUCGUGCCGUGGGUGCUACUUGUGGGCGUGGUGAAAUGGUACUUCGGCGGAGCAAGCAAUGGCUCCGAGCGAGUGCUGCACUCGAAGGUGGUCAUGGUCACGGGUGGCACAUCUGGCAUCGGCGCAGCAGUAGUACAACAACUAGCGUCCCGCGGCGCCCAAGUCAUCCUCCUCACGAAACAAUCGCCCUCGGAUAUCUUCCUAGUUGAAUACAUCGACGACCUUCGCCGCAUAACCGGCAAUCAACUCAUCUACGCCGAACAAGUGGACCUCACCUCUCUACACUCCGUCCGCACAUUCGCCACAAAAUGGAUUGACAACGUCCCGCCGCGCCGAUUGGACACCAUCAUUCUCUGCGGCGGGACAGCAGAACCAGCGCGAGCACACGGGCAGACAGAAGACGGCAUAGACCGAGAAUGGCAGGUCAACUACCUGGCGAACUACCACCUACUGAGCAUCCUCAGCCCCGCGCUGCGCGUGCAGCCGGCACACCGGGACACACGAGUCAUCUUCGCAACCUGCUCAAGUUACAUCGGGGCGCAGUUCGAGCUAGACAAUGUGAAGCGCGGGGUGGGGAUGGCCAUCCCCCCGAAACCCGGCCAACCCAAAAACAAGAACAACAGCAACAAACGGCCCAAGGGCAUCUAUGCGCUCAGCAAGCUGGCGCUGAUGAUCUUCGCGCAGUCGUUCCAGCGCCACCUCAACUCGUACGAGCGGCCCGACAAACUUCCGCCAUGCACGCGCGUGCUGAUCGUCGACCCGGGCCAGACGCGCACGCCUGGCAUGCGGCGCUGGCUAACGGGCGGCUCGCUGUGGGGGUUGGUGCUGUAUCUCCUGACGUGGCCCGUGUGGUGGCUGUUCCUCAAGUCGCCGCACCAGGGCGCGCAGAGUAUCCUGUACGCUGCCAUGGAGGAGCGGUACCAGCGCGGCAACGGCGGCUGGCUCAUCAAGGAGUGUCGUGAGGUCGAUUGUGCGCGCUCUGAUGUGCGCGAUGACGCGCUCGGGAAGCGGCUGUGGGAGUUUAGCGAGAAGCAGAUUGAGGAGACUGAAAAGGAGGGUGCUGUUAAGCGCGCGCUGGAGAAGAAGGAGGCCGAGCAGAAGGCUGAGACGCAGACGCGCAAGGAGACUGCGUCGGCUAAGGCGCAGACUACUGGGUCGAGACGUAGCCGGAAGAACAAGUAA
Molecule: messenger RNA, 1257 nt
Organism: Penicillium alfredii
Lineage: Eukaryota; Fungi; Ascomycota; Eurotiomycetes; Eurotiales; Aspergillaceae
Product: putative oxidoreductase
Exons: 2
Coding region: 1-1257 (418 amino acids)
Source: RefSeq, a predicted model, not a curated record